Molecule: messenger RNA, 729 nt
Organism: Asparagus officinalis (garden asparagus)
Lineage: Eukaryota; Viridiplantae; Streptophyta; Magnoliopsida; Asparagales; Asparagaceae
Exons: 2
Coding region: 1-729 (242 amino acids)
Source: RefSeq, a predicted model, not a curated record
AUGACCUUCUUAUAUUGCAAGUGGUUGAUAGCCGCCAAUAUCGUCACUCGACGUAGGAGGAUAUCAGACUCAGAGGAAGAGGCAGCUCCGCAGCAAGCGACAGAAGCGACUCGUGAGGCUAUGGUGUCGACUCGAGGAAAAGAAACUGCUGAAUCCUCGAGAAAAGGAAAGGAAUCGGCCCACUCAACCGACAGUGAAGAAGAGUUUGAUAGUGAAGAAACUGAAACUUCUGAGGGGACGGGUGAGGCUGAUUCAAGUUCUGAGGAAGCAGCUGGCCUCCCCGAUUCCUUCUUUGAGAGGGGACUUGUGCGCCCAUCUGUUGCACCUGCCCAACCACAGGAUGCUCCAAAAAAAAGAAAAGAGAGAGUAGUCAUGACUCAUCCCAACCGGAUGACGGUAGAGGUCCUCAGCGGAGACGAAGAGGAUGAAGAGGAUACGGUGCCUCUUGCUCGUAGGCAAAGAUCUCAAUCUUCCACUCAGGCUCAAACUCAGAUUCCUCCCGGAACUGAAUUACGCACCAAACGUCGUCACGAAGGUUCUGAAGCACGUCCACCGAAGAGACAAAAGAAAGCUGUCUCUAAGCCACGCGUUCAUCUUCCUGCUCUAAAGGAACUGUCUGGUCGUAGUGCUUCUUCUGAUGAACAAGGGAGUCGAGAAGAAGGAGAAUUGCCAGCUGAUGCUGCUUCUCCCGGAGGUAUGGAGACUGAGGAGACCAGCUUCGUCCAAUAA